Boleophthalmus pectinirostris (great blue-spotted mudskipper) is the source of this 3578-nucleotide messenger RNA. RefSeq lists its product as uncharacterized. The record is from RefSeq and is a predicted model, not a curated record. The transcript has 17 exons. Gene Ontology annotation, molecular function: protein binding. Bases 302 to 3019 code for a protein of 905 amino acids. NCBI's taxonomy places the organism in Eukaryota, Metazoa, Chordata, Actinopteri, Gobiiformes, Gobiidae.
AGAAUGUGUGGUUAUCCCUGGGUGCACCUGUCAAACGUUUUAACUUAACUAAUCAUUACUUAUUAUCUCAUUUAUGUAGACGAUGUUGUUGAUGAAUUGAGGAUGUCUAGACGGCUCUUGCCACGGUGCGCUCUUGAUUGAUCUGGACAUGCGCAGCUCGCUGUUGUUGAUCUGCUUGUUGGUUCAGGAAAGGGGGAGAGGUCAGUGUUGUUAGCUGCUUGACUUCUCCGCAGAAAAACUAAGUUGUUAAUUCCAAUGAAACAGACUUCCUUGUCUAUUUAUUAAUCGUUUCAACACCGCCAUGAGUACCAAUGACUCCCCGACGAUUGGGGAUUUUUUCCUCAUUCUCAGUGAGAUGGGCUUCACCGAAGAGCAGAUUCAAGCAGCAGUUCAGGCAGGACAUUUGUCUGUGCCAGAGGCGGCUGAGUGGCUCCUACAGGGUCAGUCACCAAGACACAGGUUAACACAGCAGCCGUCACGACCUGCUGAAACAGCAUUCUCUGCAUUUAAUCCCCCCAAACAAGUGGCAGGCAUCCUUACAUCUCCCAGUGACAGUAGUGCAUGCCCCUCACUGGUGCUGAAAUCAUCACAAUCUUGCAACUUGUCCCCGGAACCACCACAAAUUGAGUCCCGCAUAAAACAGGACAGUGACUUUGAAGAACAACAGAGACAACGUUUUGCACAGGAGGCCAGAGAACAACGAAGGCAAAAGAAGCAGGACCGUGAAUUAGUCUUGAAAAGAAUAGCAGAGGACCGAAGGACAUUACAGGUGAAGAAUCAAACCAGCCCUGUGUCAGAGGCACCCCUGAGUACUAGCGAAGGUCAGAAACUGGGUGAAAAAAAUUCAGAAAACUGCAUUCUUAUGAUUCGACUGCCCUCUGGUGAGUCGAUGCGUGAACGGUUCCCUGCAGAUGCUCCUUUACGCAGCGUUGUUGAACAUAUCAGCGGACGCCACCCCUCCCUCACCUCCUUCUCACUUCUUCAGGGAUUCCCGCGGAAACGCUUUGGGGAGGCAGAACUUGCUUGCUCCUUGCAUUCUCUUGGCCUCACUCCUAGUGCUGCACUUUGUAUUCAGACCACACCCCCAGAAACACCUCAGGAGCCCCCCUGCUCUGUCAAUCCAGCAGCAGCAGAGCAGGAGAACUCCCCAUCUGUUGAGCCCUCACUGCCCCAAAUCCAUGAUCAUGACAGGCACCCGGAUCCUGCUCUGCCUCCUCUAUUGCCAAAUCAGCUUUGGGAAGAAGCCGUGAACUAUGCAGGGAUUCCUGACAUGGGCCAUUUACUUUCUGGUCCUUCACACAGUUGGGGACGAGGCCAAAGGUUGGUUCCAGGAGAUGCUGGUGAAGCUGAAGAAGCAGAGAUUGAUGUGGAUCAAGAAGGAGAAAGAGAGCCAUAUGACAUGCUGAAUGGAUGGCCAAGGUUGCCUUUUUUCCCAGAAAAUAGAGUUCAUGGAGGAUUUGAGCCUAGACAUCACUGGCCAGAGCAAGGCAAUCGUCUCAGGGAGGAGCCCCUGGAACAGGCUGUGCAAGGCCCAGUGGCACCUGUAGCAGCAGGUCAGGCUGCAGUGGAGCGACUUCAGCGUGCAGCUCAACAGAAUGAUGCACACGUCUCUCAGGGGUUGCCAUCACCCCCUAAACGGCCAUUUAAAACCCCCAGUGUGCAGUCACUGUGUGCCUUGGCUGCCCGAGCUGCUGUCAGCGUUAUGACUGCUCCCAGUAUGCAGUACAGCAGCAGUCUGGCAGGGCUCACCCCAGAGUUGGCAGAACUUCUGCUUGAGCACAUGUCUCGUGAGCGACUCUUGCGUCCACGUACUCUGGAGCUAUUUUUUGGUUGUCCAUUGCAGAAGUUUGUACUUAACUGUUACCCUUACUCAACAAAUGAGCUUCUGCGACAGCUGCGAGCUUUCACCGCUUUGAAACAUCUCAGUCUGAUCAACUCUCCACUCAUCACUGACUCUGGAUUAUCUAUUCUGCCUAGCCUGAUCAAGCUGCAAUAUCUCAACCUAGCUUCAUGUAGCAAACUGACUGAUGCCUGUCUGCAGCAUAUCACAGGUUUAAAGAGCUUGUGUUUCCUGUCUUUGGACCACACCAAAGUAACAGAUAGUGGAAUGGUGCUUUACCUUCAGUCAGCUCCCUCUAGUCUGUCUCAGCUCAGCCUUAAUCAAACUGCUGUUACUGAGCUCACUCUGGAAGCGCUGACUUCAUUUGUGCCUCAGCUGCGAGUCUUGAGCAUUAAACAGACAAAGGUUAGUCAAGUGACUGCUCUGUCACAAAUGUGUCAUCUUCAGACACUCAGUCUGGAUGGCACUGGUGUGACAGAGACAUCACUGGAGAACCUUAGGAACCAUCCCUCUCUCUCUUCCCUCAGUUUGAAAGGGAUCCGGGUAGUGGAUGGGGAUCAAACUUUGCAAAUCAUCUCAGGUCUAAAGCUGACCCAGCUAACUCUCCCUGGGCGACACUUUGUGACUGACAGUGGGAUGUCUGCUCUGUCCAGCCUGACUCUGCUCUGUGAGCUUGACCUGACGGACUACACCCAUGUAACAGACCAAGGAGUUCGCCAUCUCUGCACUUUGAAUAGGUUGAGAAAUCUGUCGCUUAGUAAUACUCAGGUGUCAGAUGCAGGUCUUCCCUUUCUGCAAGGCCUGCAAGAGUUGCAGGAUUUGUGUUUGGACCGAACAGCAGUCACCAGCCGAGGAGUAGCAGACCUAAUAGUCCAUUUACCACACCUUCAGGUACUGGGUUUAGCUAGCACACAAGUUGGAGACAAUGUGGUCAGAAGGGGUCUCAUUCGCUGUAAUCAGCUGGUAAAGAUCAAUUUGAGCCGCACAAGAAUCACAGACCAAGGGCUGAAGUUUCUGAAACGCAUGCAUCUUGCUCAGGUGAAUUUGGAUGGGACUGGUGUGACUCUCUCUGGAAUUGCAGACCUCCUCUCUCUCACCAACAUCAGCCGUAUUCGAGCAAGCAACAUGCGUGUCAUUCCACCAGAUGAGGUCUCUGAUGAGGAGUAUGAAACCAACUAAAGAUGCCUUGUUUAUAUAAUAUAAUAUAAUAUCUGAAACUCAGAGCAGUCCUUGCACUCAUUCUAGUCAGCUUGUACUAUCAUACACACCACCAGAAGGUGGAGUGGGGGUGGAGUCUUGCACUGUUUUAUACAAUUACUCAGUUUACAUAGAUUGUAUGUAAUGCUUCCUGGUGAACUUACAUAAAUUUAUUUUGUAAAAUGAAUCAGAUUUAGUGAGUUUAACAAGUUAAUUUGCUAUUUACAUUUUAGUAAUGAACUCUAAUCCUUUUACGUUUUGAGUCUUUCAGAAAAAAAAAGUAUUGUAAUCUCAGCAGAUUACCAUGUAAAUGUUCAUACAGAAAGUAUCUGUAAUAGACUUUACAUUUUGUAGUCGUGUUGCAGCCGUUUUAGAGCUGCUCUGGUUUCCCCCUGCGUGAUGAGUUUUGCACUACUUGCAUUUAGUUUAAUUCUUUUAGUCUAAUAUUAUGCUGAAGUGCUCAAACUAUGCAGUUGAUGUCAAGAUAAUCCAAAGGAACUGUAAUUGUUGGCAACCAUAAAAAAUAAAAAAUUAGACUGGU